Molecule: messenger RNA, 1090 nt
Organism: Maniola jurtina (meadow brown)
Lineage: Eukaryota; Metazoa; Arthropoda; Insecta; Lepidoptera; Nymphalidae
Gene: sinu
Exons: 7
Coding region: 227-907 (226 amino acids)
Biological process (GO): septate junction assembly; regulation of tube size, open tracheal system
Cellular component (GO): membrane; septate junction
Source: RefSeq, a predicted model, not a curated record
AACAUAAAAAGUACUUUUUGUUAAUAUUUCUCACAGUAGGCAACGUGUGUGAAAAUCUUAGCAUUGUAUAUGUUACUUUGAAUGUAUGUCUACCAUUCAUUUAGCAAAGAUUGCGAAACAUUUCAAGUUUGUUAUUCAUCACAGUCACACAACCUUGUUUUGUGUAAAAUGAACCUCAGUUUAACUCUAACACCAUUAAUGGUUUGUACCAAGGCUUUUGUGAUUAAUGGCAGUAACCAUGAGGAAAAGAAGUAUGGCAGGUAAUUGUGGGAUCAUUGUUUUUAUGAUUGCCCUUGUCACUGUGGCAUUGGCGUUCGGUACGCCCAGUUGGCUCGUUAGCGAUUAUAGGAUACGAGGAGCCAAGCUAGACAGACUGGGAUUAUGGAGUCACUGCUUCAGAUCACUGCCAGAUCCUUUGGAUCAGUAUCAAAGACGAUUUUUCGUUGGCUGUCGUUGGGUCUAUGAUCCUUUUACAACUGGAUACGAUAAAAUUCGUGGGUAUCUGCUGCCAGGUUUUAUGAUCGCAACUCAAUUAUUUUUCACCCUAUGUUUGAUCGGCGUGUUGAUUUCAACAGUUUUGGUCAUAGUGUUCUUCCUAUGCUGCGGGCCCGAUCAAAAUCGAUAUGUUAUGAUAAUCAGAGUCAUAGGAUUCUUAAUGUUAGCUGCAGGCAUAAGCGGCGGGAUAGCAGUCAUUGUGUUUGCUUCUUUGGGAAAUACAGAUGGAUGGAUGCCUGAUCAUGCUAACAAUUAUUUAGGGUGGUCGUUCGGCCUAGGCGUGGUAGGUGCCGUGGCCUGCCUCGUGACUGCCGCGCUGUUCCUCACAGAAGCGAACAUACAACUGAAGAAACGUAAGAGACUAAAGGAAUCCCAAACGCGCUUCGAGAUGGAACACGAAUCAAAAGCGUAACAAACCAACCUAAGCUCACACUAGUAUAUCUAUAGUUCUUGCAAUUCACGAGCGCGCGUGAGCUUUACUUGUGGUUAGGUCGUAUACAAUUGGGAUAAUGCCUAUGUCUAAAAUAUAUUAUUUAUUAGGAGUCAUUAAAUAACUUCCAAAAUUCGUAAAAUCCACGUCCGAUGUUAGUUUUAA